AUGACCGGUAGCGGUGGGUCACCGGCGACCCGCGCGGAUCAGACCGAACAGGCCGGUAAUGAAGGUACAGGUACAAAUCGUUGGUAUCAUACAGGCGGUUUUAUUAUUGAACCAUAUUAUUAUACUAUUAAGCAUCUGAAAUACGAAUCGUAUCACAGAGAUAAUAAAAUAGAUAGUGUAAUUGAAUUUAUUUCAGAAAUGAUUAUUGUUGAUACAUCCAACAACUGUGGUGUUAUUAUAACGACAAUGAUAAAUACACUAUUAUCAUUCAUAUUUGACAUUAGCAACAAUAAAUCGUCACUAACAAUAGGACAAUUAAUGAAUUUAUUCGCAUUUAAAUUUAUAUUUUAUCAUUUAAAUUAA
Messenger RNA from Didymodactylos carnosus, 363 nucleotides. NCBI's taxonomy places the organism in Eukaryota, Metazoa, Rotifera, Eurotatoria, Philodinida, Philodinidae. The record is from the annotation of a GenBank genome assembly.